AUGCGAGGGGUAAGCUUGGCGUUACCCAACCACACCCCGCUCUCCUCCCCGUGCCCCCCAUUGCCCCCAUGCCCAUGCUCCCCCCACGCCUGCUCGCCUCCCCAUCGCACCCUGUCGUCUCUACUCGUAUUUCCACCAAGCUCUCCCCCGAUACGCCAUUGUCCCCCUUCUCUUCCGCCUGUUCCGCUUCCUGCUUCUCUAUACGCGACUGCCGUGACUGCUGCGACUCCCCCUCCUGCUGCUGGUGCUUCAGUAUUGAAUCCAUCCCCCGCUGCGGAGUUCCGCGCACUGGCGGAGCAGGCGGAGCACCGCGCGCAGGGGGAGCCCCGCGCCGGCGGGAAGGCAGGCGGAAACGAGAGAUUGGCAGGCAAGGGGAAGCCAGGCGCGACAAACGAGCGCGUGCGCGAGGGAAGGGGGAGGGGGAAGGGGGCAGGAGAGGAACGCGCAACAGCAGCAGCAUGGGGCGGAGUGAGAGGGAAGCUGGGAACGAGAGAAAGACUGGGAGUAGGAAUGAGUGUGGGUGUGAGAGUGGGAGUGAGAAUGGGUGUGAGAGUGGGCGUGCGCGUGGGAGUGGGAGUGAGAGUGGGAGGGAGAGUGGUAGUGCGAGCGAGGGCAGAGCAUGGAAUGGAAGGGAGGCUGCACGGAGUUAUGACGCUGAACCAGGAAGAAGAUGUAAUGCAGCACGUCAUCCGGCAAUCUCGAGAUGGGACACGUGGCAUCGUCUGA
Molecule: messenger RNA, 726 nt
Organism: Closterium sp. Naga37s-1
Lineage: Eukaryota; Viridiplantae; Streptophyta; Zygnematophyceae; Desmidiales; Closteriaceae
Source: the annotation of a GenBank genome assembly